AAUGAUACGUCGAGUAAUUGGGGUUAGACCAUUUAGACCAUUUAGAUCAUUAUUAGUCCAAUCCAUAAGAAACAAGAUGUCUAAAAGUGACGAAGAAUGGAGAGCAAUACUUUCGCCUCAACAAUAUAGAGUAUUGAGACAACUGGGUACUGAGGCACCAUAUUCUGGAGAAUAUAAUGAUACGCCAGCCUCAGACGUUGGAGUAUAUCAAUGUGUUGGAUGUAAUCAAGAUUUAUAUAAAGCCAGUACCAAGUUUAAUAGUGCAUGUGGAUGGCCAGCUUUUUACGAAGCAAUUCCAGGAAGUAUUAUAAUUAAUCGAGAUACUAGUUUUGGGAUGGUUAGAGAAGAAAUGAGAUGUUCUAAUUGUGAUGGACAUUUAGGACAUAUAUUUAGAGGAGAAGGAUAUAAGAAUCCAACUGAUGAGAGACAUUGUGUUAAUAGUAUUUGUUUAAAGUUGAAUAAGUAAUUUAUAUACUAGAAUAAAUUAAAU
Molecule: messenger RNA, 490 nt
Organism: Hyphopichia burtonii NRRL Y-1933
Lineage: Eukaryota; Fungi; Ascomycota; Pichiomycetes; Serinales; Debaryomycetaceae
Product: peptide-methionine (R)-S-oxide reductase
Exons: 1
Coding region: 77-466 (129 amino acids)
Biological process (GO): protein repair; response to oxidative stress
Molecular function (GO): peptide-methionine (R)-S-oxide reductase activity
Source: RefSeq, a predicted model, not a curated record